AUGGCCAAAUAUCACAACGCCAAACGGAAGCCGAUGCAGUUUAACUGGAACCAACUUGUUGCAUUAUCUACCCGCAAUCUCCGGAUCAAAACCUCCCGCAAGUUGUCUCCAAGAUGGAUUGGCCCCUUCAAGGUACUCAAACCCAUUGGCAGUCAGGCUUACCAACUUGCAUUACCUGAGAAGUACUCCCGUCUUCACAAUGUCUUUCAUGUUUCCUUGUUGGAACCCUGGCACGAAAGCCACAAACGAGACGGCGACAACUCACUGCCAUUGCCUGACCUUGAGGAUGAGGAAGAUUAUGAGGUCGAGGAAGUCAAGGACGAACACAAGUUCGACGGCCAAACGCACUUCCUCGUCAAAUGGCAAGGUUGGCCCUCCGAGUACAACGAAUGGGUCCCUGACUACAACAUGGAAUCCGCGAAAGACGCCAUCGCGGACUAUCGGCAAAAGGCCAAGGAGAAGAAGAAGAAGAAGAAGAAGACAUCGACACGACGAGGCAACAAGAAAAAAUCUUGA
This is a messenger RNA of Penicillium bovifimosum, 516 nucleotides long. RefSeq lists its product as uncharacterized. NCBI's taxonomy places the organism in Eukaryota, Fungi, Ascomycota, Eurotiomycetes, Eurotiales, Aspergillaceae. The transcript has a single exon. The record is from RefSeq and is a predicted model, not a curated record. Bases 1 to 516 code for a protein of 171 amino acids.